CAUCGCCUGUUUGCAUUUUGUGCAGCAUGCCUUCUUUUUUGGUUUGUAAAAGUUUGUGUCUGUUUGUCAGGAGUGACUCUGCAUGAAGAACACAUUGAGCUGCUGUCAGAGGAAUACAAACAGCUGAAGAGAGAGGUAGAGGGAAAAACCCUGCAGGAAGGUACUCUUCAUUUUACUGGUGGAGCUUUAAAGCCUGGAUUUGGUUUCCCAUCAUUCAGCGGCAUCGCCCGCCUUACCUGGUUGGUUGAGUUGUUUGGUGAGCUCUCAGUAUCUGCAGCAACACUGGAGGAGGACCCUGCUAACAGCUACAGCAAGAUGACUGCAAAGCUGCGAACAUCUGACAGCAGAUCUCUGACAUGGAUUGAGGAACGGCAACCAGGCCUCCCCCGAGCAAAAAACAUCAACUUUCAGUUUGAUUCAGGGGCUCUGACUCAGAUUCCUCCGGCACCAAGAGGGAGCGUGGGCCUUUUUAUGCAAGACCUGAUCCAUUUCUCUGCUAAGCUGGCCGGCCAAGUGAGUCCUGAAGAGCUCCAGAGAGAGAGAGUCAGGGUCCUGCACUGCCUGGAACUGGCAGGCAAAAUACAAGAGCUUUGCCAAGGUUAAAGGGAAGCUCCUUGAUCUCAUUGGAUGAUAGUUACAUUUAUACCCCUGUUUCAAAAACAUUUGUUAUGCUGUGUGGAUAAAAUAAAAUGCAGUGAUUUGAAAGUCUCAUAUGUUUAUAGGCUACGUCCACACGUACACGGGUAUUUUUGAAAACGGAGAUUUUCCGUUUUCGUUUUAAAAAAUAAUCCCGUCCACA
This is a messenger RNA of Neolamprologus brichardi, 799 nucleotides long. The record is from RefSeq and is a predicted model, not a curated record. NCBI's taxonomy places the organism in Eukaryota, Metazoa, Chordata, Actinopteri, Cichliformes, Cichlidae.